CUGCCUGGACUGGAGGAAGGAUGGCGGCGGAGAACUCCAAACUCCAGCUGUUCGUCAAGGCGAGCGACGACGGGGAAACCAUUGGGCACUGCCCGUUCUGCCAGCGACUGUUCAUGACUCUGCUCCUGAAAGGCGUUCCCUUCACUCUGACUACAGUGGAUACCAAGAGGUCCCUGGAUGUGCUGAAAGAUUUUGCCCCCGGAGCACAGCUGCCCGUGCUGCUAUAUGACGGAGAACCCAAGACGGACACGAUCAAGAUAGAAGAAUUCCUGGAGGAGACCCUGGGGCCUCCAAAUUUCCCGAGCCUGGUGCCCAGGUAUAAAGAGUCUAGCUUAGCUGGAAACGACGUGUUCCACCGGUUCUCUGCCUACGUCAAGAAUCCAGUCCCUGCUCAGGAUGAAGUCCUGCAAAAGAACCUCCUCAAAGCUCUCCUGAAACUGGACCGCUACAUGAACACUCCUCUGGAGUAUGAGCUGGUGCGAGACCCCAAGCUGGCUGUCUCCCGGCGGCGGUUCCUGGACGGCGACCAGCUCACCCUCGCGGAUUGCAGCCUCCUACCCAAGCUUAACAUCAUGAAUGUUGUGUGCCAACACUACCGGCCGUCAGGCAUCCCCAAGGAACUGCGGGGUGUGUGGCGAUACCUGGACAGCGCCGCUGAGGUGAAGGAGUUCAAGUACACCUGCCCCAACAGCGAGGAGAUCAUCCAGGCCUACCGCAGUGCGGUUCGGCCGCUCAAGUAGGCGCCCAGCCCUCAGCCUGCCCCACUCUCGGUCUCUCCUCACCCUCAAGCAGAGGAAAAGGACAGGCACAGGCUGAGAUGGGAAGGGACUCCCAUUUUAAUCGGCUGAGAGCCCGGGGCCAUUUUACCUCUUGGUAGCAUCACGCCUCUGAACCUUCGGCAUCUUCGGAACCGAACACUUCUGGCCGUGGAGCUCCAAGCCUGGCCGCUGCCUCUUGUGCCCGCAAACCUCCAGAUGACCAAGUCAGGCUCAUGGAAGACUUGGGUGAUCUUAACCAGGCAAAGCGACGCAGAUCCACCACCAGCCUAUGCU
Elgaria multicarinata webbii is the source of this 1052-nucleotide messenger RNA. It is a transcript of the gene CLIC3, whose product is annotated as chloride intracellular channel 3. The record is from RefSeq and is a predicted model, not a curated record. Lineage: Eukaryota; Metazoa; Chordata; Lepidosauria; Squamata; Anguidae. The transcript is spliced from 6 exons. Bases 21 to 740 code for a protein of 239 amino acids.